Molecule: messenger RNA, 1741 nt
Organism: Eucalyptus grandis
Lineage: Eukaryota; Viridiplantae; Streptophyta; Magnoliopsida; Myrtales; Myrtaceae
Product: F-box protein SKIP16
Molecular function (GO): protein binding
Source: RefSeq, a predicted model, not a curated record
CACCCGCGCCUACCGAAGCGCGCUUGGGACGUCCCAAUCCUAUUUCGCCUCGUCACUUUCACAGAGAAUCUCUGGAGGAGCGCUGGUGACUCUAGUAAAGCUCCCUCCCAAGUUCCCACCGCCAUAGCCAUUUUCUCUCUCUAGAGAUAUAGAGAGAGAGAGAGAGAAGAUAGAGAGGAUUCAAGGCGAAGAAGAUGGAGCUGGAGUCGGUGGGCGAUCUGGCGCUGAACCUCAUCCUGACAAAGCUGGGGCCCGAGAACGUCGGCCGGGUCGCCUGCGUGAACCGGAAGCUCCGCCUCUCCGCCGACGAGGAGGCCCUCUGGUCCCGGUUCUGCUCGGAGGAGCUCCACCUCUCCGCUCCUCUCGAUCCCCGCGGCGAUCCUCUCCCUUCUUUCAAGGCGGCUUAUAAAAAAUGGAGAGAAGAUUUCCGCAUGUAUCCAUGGCCCCUUGUCAAACGAGUAAAAAGAUGUUGGGACAGACUGCAGGGAUGGUUGUUGACGAAUUUCCCUGACGCUGCGGCCACUCUCAGAAAGGGUGCAUCUGAAGCUGCUAUUCAGGAGUUGGAUCGUGUUAGGGUAAAGUUACCUCUUCCGAUGAGGAUACUCUAUCGCUUUCACGAUGGUCAAGAUUUUGACGAAAGUGAUUUCACAGAAAAUACACCUGGCAGUUCCCUGGGCAUCAUCGGCGGCUAUUCUUUUUAUGGUUAUGUCGUAAAUGUGAACUUGUUACCUUUAAGUAAGGUGAUUAUGGAGACAAAUCAUGUUGUACGGCACCUUGGAUUUUCAAGCAGAUCCAACUACAUAGUCGUGGCUGCUUCUUCCACAUCUGUAGAGAAGCUGUUUUUCCUCAACUGUAGAGAUGGUCAACUUCAUGUUGGCACCAGGAAUCUUCCCUUUGAUGGAGAAAUGAUGCCAUGUGUUCCAAAAUCAUUGAUAAGUUCAGUGCAUGAUAGGAAUGCUGAUCUGCAGCAGGAUGCCAUGCUUCUUUGGUUAGAGGAACAUGGUCGUCGCUUGCGAAGUGGCAUGAUCAAACUUCGUGAAGACGGAGGUGUCAGAAGUAUCUGUCUGUUUCCAGAAGAACCUCCCCUCUGUUCCACUGCCAUAACUAAUGGUGUCCGGAUUCGAUCUUCUGCUGUCUUCGCUCCGGAGCACUCUGAUCUCCAAAAUGAAUCUGAUAAAUAUCUAUUUGCAUAUUCAAUUCGGAUGUCACUGAUUCCCGAGGGAUGCAUGGCCAAUGAAAUGCCCUGCAACUUUUGCCAAUUGUAUAGGAGGCACUGGAUUAUCCGUGCUAAUGAUGCUGUAGUCUCAAAUGUCAAUGGGGAUGCUGUCAUUGGAAAGUUCCCUCUCUUGCAUUCGGGUGGCAAAGAGUUUGUUUAUGAGAGUUGCACUCAUUUGAAAUCUCCAAGGGGAUCUAUUGAAGGCGCUUUCACCUUUGUGCCUGGAAGACUGGCAGAUCCAAAGGGCAGCUUCUUUUCAGUUCAAGUGGCACAAUUUCCUCUUCAGCUUCCAGAUUAUGUCUUCUAAGUGUAUCUGUCACCAUAUGACGCUCAACUUCUACUAUGUAUGCAAUCCAUCCUGCAAUCGCAUUGACUGAUCUGUUUUGGGAAGUCACUGAAGGCAAGUUCAUAGUUUUGGUGUGGCUUGUUUUAUGUCAUGAACGGUUUCAUUUGAUCUGUUUUGUCUUGUAGUCUACCUGCUCUUUCAGUUUAUUGUCCAUAAAUAAGGUCGCUUACUCUCCUUUA